AUGCCGAGAGAGCGCGUCGUUAUUCCAAAGCAAACCCCUUCGCCCUAUCGCAAGGUAGACAAGAAGAGUGUAACUUCUAAUGCCUCCAAUAUAUCGGAAAGAACGGUAAAAGAUAAAAAAGCCACAACCCAUACUGGUUCGUCCAUACGAGUCGAGGAAAAGAAACGCAAGACAGUAUUUAAAGCUGUACUUGACUCUCCGUUUAACAUAAAUUGGCCCGAUGUCUCGAAGGAGACGCAAGAAGAAAUAUUACAAGUCUUGUGCAGUACUUUGAGCAGUUUUGGCGAAUCGAAGCGCAUUAGGAAGAGCAAAGACAUAGUUAUUGGGCUCAAUGCAGUCACUCGGCGUUUAGAAUUGCAACCUGAAAAUUUGGAUUCACUUCUUCGAAUGGUUUUUGUAUGUAAGAGCGACAUUUCUCCUCCUAUUCUUUACGCUCACAUGCCUGUCAUGGCAGCGAUAAAUCCGAGCUUGUUACUUGUUGCGCUGCCUUUUGGUGCGGAGAGGCGUUUAAGUGAAUUGCUUUCGGUGAAGCGAGUGGCCUGCAUUGGUAUCAAGAGAGAGUCGACAGGGUUUGAUAACCUUUAUGAAUUAGUGCAACAAAAAGUACCACACGUAUCUGCUCCUUGGCUAAAUAAUGUUCGUGUUGGAUUCGACUAUCGAUCACCAAAUCUAAAAACGUUUGUCACCUCUGCUCCAGUUGAAAAGAAGCGUCGAAAAACUCGAAAUGAGCAGAACAUACCUUCACAACAUACUAAGUAA
Messenger RNA from Paraglomus brasilianum, 759 nucleotides. NCBI's taxonomy places the organism in Eukaryota, Fungi, Glomeromycota, Glomeromycetes, Paraglomerales, Paraglomeraceae. The record is from the annotation of a GenBank genome assembly.